AUGUUGCCCAACCCCCUAACAAGAUAACCAAUUCCCACAUGCACAACCUCCAGGCAGUCACCAAACCCCAUCCCAGCAACUCUCCUUCAAGGGCUUCAACCCCCAUGGCUUUUGCUCAAGAAGAAUGAAAGUUUGAAUAUUAUAUAAUUGUUGUUUGUCCUGAGAUAUAUAUGUAAUUGCUAAGUAGCUAGAAAUAAAUGUGGGUCUGGUAAAUAGUACCGCUGACUGAGAGAAAAAUGGUAGGCAGUGCAAGGCUUUGCUUGCACAACUCCAUGAGAGCUUUGAAUUUAUUUGUCAACGUUUGUGGAGUUGGAGUCAUCAUCUACUCCCUUUGGCUCAUCAAGAAAUGGCAAGUUGGAGUCUCUGAGCUCCCUCCCGUCUCGCAUGUCCCAAAGCCAUGGUUUAUCUAUACAUGUUUAGGUAUAGGAAUUGCUGUCUGCCUGAGCACGCUUUGCGGUCAUAUGGUUGCCAAUUCCAUCAGCAGUUUUACUCUCUUCAUUUACAUAAUCUCCAUCUUCUGUCUUCUUUGCCUCGAAGUUGGAGUGAUUAUCAACAUUUUCUAUAGGAUGGACUGGGAAGUGCAAUUUGCAAAGUACAUUGAUGAGGAUCACACCGUGUUCAAAAACUUCUUGACGUUUCAUCUAAACAUCUGCCGCCUCAUUGCAAUUAUCAUCUUGAUACCACAGAUCAAAGCUAUUGUGCUAGCGAUCAUUCUUUGGGCCAUUGGUUCCGAGCCGAGGGCGGAUCAAUGCAACUAUUCUGAUGUCACAAACUUCAGAUAUUCGUUUCUGGCAGCGCCUACACAAUCUUUACUAGAUAUAUGGCGACAUGGAUUCCGAAACUAUGAAGUUUCGUCAAGAGAAUUCGAAAACCCGCCACGCCCGAGUUUUGUUUCAAAUGUACAGAGAUUUUUCAGAAUGCAUUUUCACAGAAGAGUCACUCUUAGUUAGGGAAGAAGUAUAUAAGUUUUGGGUUUAGGGUUCCCCUGCAUUUUUUGUAUGUUGGUGAAAGGGGAAGUUUGGGAGAGGUUGAAAAGUAGCAUAGGAGAUAGAAUGAAAUGGAUUAAUUUUACAGAAACUAGUAAUUCUCUCCAAAAUUAAUUACUUGAAAAGCAUUUGUUUA
Pyrus x bretschneideri (Chinese white pear) is the source of this 1122-nucleotide messenger RNA. RefSeq names its product tetraspanin-19-like. The record is from RefSeq and is a predicted model, not a curated record. NCBI's taxonomy places the organism in Eukaryota, Viridiplantae, Streptophyta, Magnoliopsida, Rosales, Rosaceae. The transcript is spliced from 5 exons. The coding region runs from base 237 to 950 and encodes 237 amino acids.